UUUAGGUAGUUUAAAUACACUAUGACACCGCUUGUUUUAUCAAAGUUCAGAUUAAAUCGUUGGUAAAUCUGUCCAUCAAAGGGUUGAUAUAUACAACGUGCAUAGUGUCGCAUUUCCAACAACUACUGUUUUCGGUGUUACUUAAUUUCAGUUUAAAGUCCGCUUUGAAAUUUAUGUUUUCGUUCGAUGGCAUAUGUACUGUGUUUCAGUGUCAACACUUACUGUUUAAAACAUGUUUAAAAGGAUGAUUUAAAAGUUUUAUUUUUCUAAAUGACAAACGAUAGAUUUUAAUUUCAAGGAUUUAAUCAGCGGAUAACAAGAAUUAUGCAGAAGCUACUGAAAGUGUUUUUUGUACAAUUAAUAUUGUUUUAUGUGUGUACAUUUUCAAGAAAAAUAGGAAGGAGUGUAAAAUUGACACAUAGGGAUAAAUUAAUGAUUGUUAACUACCAUAAUGAUAUUAGACGACUUAUAUAUGCUUCCAAUAUGCAAGCUUUGAGUUGGGAUCCAGCAGCUGCAGAGAAAGCACGAGAGUGGGGACAUAAUUGUAUAUUUAAUAGACUAUGGGAUGACAACUAUGGUGAAAACUUGUAUAAAACAUAUUUUACAAAAGCUACGAGAUCUCGUGAAGUAAUGAUGGACGCAUUGAAGGAUUGGGAUAAAGAGAGACAAAAUCUAUUUUCGUGGGAUGUGAAAUGUACAGAAAGUGAAACAUGCAACUACAAACAGCUAGUCAGUGCUAAGUCAGAUUCGGUUGGUUGUGCCUUGAUUAAAUGUCCGAGGAUGAUAGAAAGUAAGAAAACAACCAAUUACAACAUGAACUAUUUCAUCUGUUUCUACUCGCCUAAAGUAGAAUUAGAUAAACAACCUUUUACAUAUGGCAGGAAAUGUUCAGCAUGUCCACAAGGCUAUCAUUGUAAACGGAAAAUGUGCACAAAGAAGAAAUGGACAAAAAUCAAACACAGUGGAAAUGUGAUCAAUGAAAAAUUACCAGAAAGAAAACUAAAUAUUCCAACAGCCAAUAUCAUCAUUCGAGAAGACUCAAGGGGAUAUAUACCGAACAGAAACACAUCAAAUGACCAGACAAAUGUACUGUUACCAAUUCCACCUGCAGCACUGAAGGGGAGAGAGGCCAGUGAAAAGGUGUUUAAUGGCGUAAAUACGGAGUUGAAAAUAACUCCACGGAGAAGAAGAAGAAUGAAGCGACAAACUAGAAGACGAUACACAUCUUACGACGAUUACUUACGUAGAGAUAGACUGCGUCGGGAGAGACAACGAGCACAACAAUUAUACGAGCGUGAACAGCUAAGACGUCAAAGAGAGGAACUUGAAGCUCACCAAAGACGUAAUACAAGGCCUUCUGCACAAAUACGAAGACGACCUGCCACUCAAACCCGAAGAAGACAGUCGCAAAGAAUAACGGCACCAGGCGAUGUUACAGUAGAAGAGCAGAAUUAUCUAACUCAGGCACACAAUCUUCUGCGAGGGAACCAGAUUACAGCAUUGAAGUGGAGUAGAUACCUUCAGAGAUGGGCGGAUUACGUAAUACGAUGUGUAGUUGAAUAUCCCGGUCCUAUCACCACAUAUACAAACUUUGGUCAAAUAUCAAAUGGAGGCAAUAUUUAUAACAUCGUCUACAACUGGGGGAAUGAGGGAUACAAUGUUAAUAGAAAACUUGAGUCUGGUUGCAGAACACCUGCUGAUAGGGAAAGAUGUAAUCAUAAUGUUAUUGUGAAAAACGAGUUCCUAAGAGAGUAUGCCUGUGCUGCUAGAAAUUGUCAGAAUGGAAAAAGACAGCUCACUUGCAUUUAUAGAUAAAACUGAAAAACACCAAAAUACUCUAAAGAUUCAAAAUAUAUAAUGUACUACCUUUUACUCACACAUAAUAUUCAGGGAUAUAUGACUGUUACAUUCAAUGACACUUUGGAUACUAGCAUUUCUUUGUUAACUAAACAGUGAUAUUCAUUAUACGUUAUUGUAUUGCUUUUUGCGACAUUAAUUUGUGGCUAAUAUUGUAAGUUUACCAAUGAAUAUUUUUUUAUUAUUCUAAAUUUGUUCUUAAAUGCAACAUGUUUUAGAUAGUAUAAUACGUUGAUUUAGUUGGUGUAUGUAUAUUGAAAGAAAACUAUUAGCAUAAAUGUAUCAAUGUAAAGCAUUGUAGUUGAAAUUGGCUUUUUGAGAUGUUUAAAAAUGUACAGGUAUUAAUUUUAUAUUUCGUCAUAUUGUAUUUGUGCAAAGUUCGACUGUAUAUAAACAAUAAUGGCCAGUACAAGUUUCCUAAAUGUUACAGUUAUAUCAAAUCACUGGGAAAUACUUUUAAAUCUAAACGAUCUUUUAUUUCAGGCUUUUAAAUUGGUUCCAUAGUUAUUUGUAUGUAUCAAAACAGUAAAUAUAGAAUUGUUUGAAAAGCGAUUGAUAUAACAGAACUGUAUUGACUGCAAACGAAAUGUCUGAAAAGUACUUAAAUUAUCUCACGGAAAUAUCUUAAAAAUAACUUAACUCCAAACAAUAUUAGCAGUUUUAUGUUAUGACAUUUUAGAUGAUCCUGAUAUUAAAAACAAUCGCUAUUUCAGACUUAUUACCAAUUACCACUGAACCAAAAAUAAAUAACAAAAUAACCUACAAAUCUGUUUCGUAGAUACAAAAUCAUUAAAUAACAAAGCAAUUAUUUGAAAUUUUACAUAUUAAUUAGAUAGAGAUAAGUGAUUAGAAGUAAAUAAAAUCUAGUUUAACUGAAAGUGUAGAUGAUUUGAUUUUUGGAAUUAACGUAGUGAUAAAUUUAUCAGAGUGUGAAUGAUCAACCUUUCUUUAGUUAUAUAUAUCAUUUAGUACAGAUCUCCUCGAAGAUCUUUCAAACAAAUGUGUGUGUAAAAUUGCCAUUGUGUUAUAUGCCAAUCUGGAUUUUCUUCAAAAAUCCUAAUUUGCGAUUUUUAUAAAUUGUGUAGGUGUAUAUAAUAUUUACAAAUAUUUAAAGGAUAGUUAUGUAAUACAACAAGAAUUAUAUAGAUUUGUAGAUAUUGAACUACACGAAGCUUGAAAUAAAAAUUCUUAAAAUUG
Messenger RNA from Mytilus californianus (California mussel), 3054 nucleotides. RefSeq lists its product as uncharacterized. The record is from RefSeq and is a predicted model, not a curated record. The transcript has 10 exons. NCBI's taxonomy places the organism in Eukaryota, Metazoa, Mollusca, Bivalvia, Mytilida, Mytilidae. The coding region runs from base 325 to 1815 and encodes 496 amino acids.